This is a messenger RNA of Oryza sativa Japonica Group (Japanese rice), 3646 nucleotides long. Its product is annotated as MDIS1-interacting receptor like kinase 2. NCBI's taxonomy places the organism in Eukaryota, Viridiplantae, Streptophyta, Magnoliopsida, Poales, Poaceae. Gene Ontology annotation, biological process: protein phosphorylation. The record is from RefSeq and is a predicted model, not a curated record. Gene Ontology annotation, molecular function: ATP binding; protein kinase activity; protein binding.
AAUGCUUCUACUGCUCCUCUUCGCUCUCACGCUAGGCCAUGGGGCCAGAUCGGCGGCGCCACUGCCGCGGCGUGGCACAUCGCUGCGAGCUCAAGUGGCGGCCCUUCUCCACUGGAAGUCCACCUUGAAGGGCUUCUCACAACACCAGCUGGGAACAUGGAGGCACGAUAUCCACCCGUGCAACUGGACUGGCAUCACCUGCGGCGACGUUCCAUGGCGCCAGCGACGACAUGGAAGAACCACGGCAAGAAAUGCCAUCACGGGGAUCGCCCUCCCGGGUGCCCAUCUUGUGGGAGGGCUGGACACCCUGAGCUUCAGGUCCUUCCCUUAUCUGGCCAGCCUCGACCUCAGCGACAAUGGCCAUCUGUCGGGUACGAUCCCUCCUGGCAUAAGUUCUCUGUUAAUGCUUUCCAGUCUCAACCUGUCCAGCAAUCAGCUUACCGGAAAUAUACCUCCAUCCAUUGGUGACCUUGGGAGGAUUUCCUCAAUUGAUCUGUCGUACAAUAAUCUGACUGGGGAAAUCCCUCCUGCGUUGGGUAACCUUACAAAGCUUACUUAUCUUUCUCUCCUUGGCAAUAAGCUGUCCGGUAACAUCCCAUGGCAGCUUGGGAAGCUUCAUGACAUCUCGUUUAUAGAUUUGAGCCUCAAUCUUCUUGUUGGGCCGAUACUUUCUCUAUUUGGAAACCUCACAAAACUCACCUCUUUGUUCCUCGUCGGUAAUCAUCUAUCUGGACCUAUACCUGACGAGCUAGGUGAAAUACAAACGCUUCAAUAUCUAGAUCUGCAGCAAAACAACUUGAACGGCUCAAUUACAUCCACCUUGGGAAAUCUUACAAUGCUCAAGAUCUUGUACAUAUAUCUGAACCAACAUACUGGUACUAUCCCUCAAGUGUUUGGGAUGCUGUCAAGUUUGGUUGAGUUGGACUUGUCCGAGAACCAUUUGACCGGCUCAAUUCCCUCAAGUGUUGGAAAUCUUACUUCGUCAGUCUACUUUUCUCUUUGGGGUAAUCACAUAACUGGGUCAAUCCCUCAGGAGAUUGGAAAUCUUGUGAAUCUCCAACAGCUCGACCUCUCAGUAAAUUUCAUAACUGGACCAGUGCCAUCAACUAUAGGGAACAUGUCUUCCCUCAACUAUAUAUUAAUAAAUAGCAAUAAUCUCUCUGCACCAAUCCCAGAAGAGUUUGGGAAUCUGGCAAGUUUGAUAUCAUUUGCAUCCUAUGAAAACCAAUUGUCUGGUCCAAUCCCUCCGAGUUUGGGAAAAUUGGAGAGCGUGAGCGAAAUUCUACUGUUCAGCAACCAGCUAUCAGGUCAAUUGCCUCCAGCACUCUUCAACCUCACUAAUUUAAUUGACAUCGAAUUAGACAAGAACUACUUGGUUGGCCCGUUGCCUGAUUUGUGUCGGGGUAAAAAGCUAGAGAUUUUACAUCUUUCUCAUAACAAUUUGAAUGGUUCGAUGCCAAAGACUUUGAGGGAUUGCAUUUCCCUGCGAUCCCUCGGCAUUAGCUACAACAAAAUGGAUGGAGACAUAACUGAUGCAUUAGGAGUGUACCCCCAUCUAUGGCGGUUACGUUUAGCGUCAAACAAAUUGGUUGGCCGGCUUUCACCAAAUUUGUGAUCAUGUCAGAAUUUGACAGCACUUAGUUUUGCAGACAAUAUGAUAAAAGGCGGUAUACCUUCUGAGCUUGGGAAUCUAAAAAAUCUUGUAAAGCUCAGUCUGUCCACUAAUAGGUUGACUGGGGAGAUACCACCUGAAAUUGGCAAGUUAGUCAAUCUAAAUUUGAUAGAUUUAAGAAACAAUCAACUUUCUGGGAAGGUCCCAAAUCAAAUUGGCCAACUUAAAAGCCUUGAGAUUCUUGAUUUCUCAAGCAAUCAGCUGAGUGGAGCUAUACCAGAUGACCUUGGUAAUUGUUUUAAGCUGCAGUCUUUGAAAAUGAGCAACAACAGCUUGAAUGGGAGUAUACCAAGUACAUUGGGCCAUUUUCUUUCUCUACAAAGCAUGCUUGAUCUUAGCCAGAACAAUCUUAGUGGACCAAUACCAUCCGAACUUGGCAUGCUCGAGAUGCUCAUGUAUGUAAACUUGUCACACAAUCAAUUUAGUGGUGCUAUCCCUGGCUCAAUUGCAAGUAUGCAAAGUCUAUCAGUGUUUGAUGUGUCAUACAAUGUCCUCGAAGGUCCUAUUCCUAGACCGCUCCACAAUGCAUCGGCAAAAUGGUUUGUCCACAACAAAGGUCUUUGUGGAGAACUUGCUGGCCUAUCACAUUGUUAUUUGCCUCCUUACCACAGAAAAACCAGACUAAAGUUGAUAGUUGAAGUCAGUGCUCCUGUAUUCUUAGCUAUUAUUUCUAUUGUGGCAACUGUUUUUCUUCUUUCAGUUUGCCGAAAAAAACUCUCCCAAGAAAAUAAUAAUGUGGUGAAAAAAAAUGAUAUUUUCUCUGUAUGGAGUUUUGAUGGUAAAAUGGCAUUUGAUGAUAUAAUUAGCGCAACCGACAAUUUUGAUGAGAAGCAUUGCAUUGGAGAGGGAGCAUAUGGUCGUGUAUACAAAGCAGAACUUGAAGAUAAGCAAGUGUUUGCGGUGAAGAAACUCCAUCCAGAUGAUGAAGAUACUGUACACGAUGAAGAGAGAUUUCAGAUUGAGAUUGAAAUGUUGGCAAAAAUCCGACAUCGUAGCAUAGUGAAGUUGUAUGGAUUCUGUUGUCAUCCAAGGUACAGGUUUCUCGUUUGUCAAUACAUAGAGAGAGGAAACCUAGCUUCUAUCUUAAAUAAUGAAGAAGUAGCCAUCGAGUUCUAUUGGAUGAGAAGGACAACCCUCAUAAGAGAUGUAGCUCAAGCAAUUACUUAUCUUCAUGAUUGUCAGCCUCCCAUAAUUCAUCGUGACAUUACGAGCGGAAACAUCUUACUGGAUGUUGAUUAUAGAGCAUAUGUCUCGGAUUUUGGCAUUGCAAGAAUUCUAAAACCGGAUUCAUCAAAUUGGAGUGCAUUAGCUGGGACCUAUGGCUAUAUAGCACCUGAAUUGUCCUACACCUCCUUAGUCACGGAGAAAUGUGACGUAUAUAGCUUCGGUGUUGUGGUGCUUGAGGUGCUGAUGGGCAAACAUCCUGGAGAUAUCCAAAGUUCUAUUACUACUUCUAAAUAUGAUGAUUUUCUUGAUGAAAUCUUGGAUAAACGUCUUCCAGUACCUGCAGAUGAUGAAGCAGACGACGUGAAUAGGUGUCUCUCCGUGGCGUUUGACUGCCUACUUCCAUCGCCGCAAGAGAGGCCAACCAUGUGUCAAGUUUAUCAACGACUUGCCAUCUGAAGUUACCUUGCUUAUCUUAAAAUCUUUUUUAUAAUAAUGAGAGGCUCCCUUAGGAGCCACCACUCUUAAGGAUAACAAAUAUGUUCAUGGACUCUCAUGUAAAAUAAUACUAUGUGCAAUGCGCCAAUGCUAGGUGGGUAUUCAACCAGGGUGGUUUCAUCCUGUGUGGUAUUUGAUGCGGCUAUCUGGAAAUUUUAGUAAACAAUACUAAAACAUAGAAGUGUGUGUCAUACUGAUCUGAUCACUUCUACUCCGUUCAAUAUUGUAAGUUGUUUUGAUUUUGUUCUGAAUCUAACUUCUAUAAAUCUGACCAAAUUUAUGGAAAUCUGAACCAAGUUAGUUUUAUUUUUU